Biomphalaria glabrata is the source of this 4492-nucleotide messenger RNA. RefSeq names its product ankyrin repeat domain-containing protein 50-like. Gene Ontology annotation, cellular component: nucleus; cytoplasm. NCBI's taxonomy places the organism in Eukaryota, Metazoa, Mollusca, Gastropoda, Planorbidae. The transcript has 4 exons. The record is from RefSeq and is a predicted model, not a curated record. The coding region runs from base 1305 to 3560 and encodes 751 amino acids. Gene Ontology annotation, molecular function: protein binding.
AGAUUGAGAUCCGUCUUUUUCUGACCCAAUGGUCAUGCACUUUACCUGAGAUGACGACACAUCGCCUUGUGCUACGUUUCUUGUCUAGAUACAUUGCAAGUAGAAAAAGAGCCUAGUUCUGCUAUGCUGGUGUCAGAAUAAUCAAUGCGUGAAAUUCCAAGGCUUGGGGACUUUCCCGGUAACAGUUUUCAAAACGGGGUCUUCAUGAAGGUAAAGUGGCCACCAUUUUUACUGUUAUGAUAUUUAUGUCGUAUUUUAUCCAUUUAAACUGAAUCUACUAGUAUUGCUUGAAAGAGAUUAGUACAAAUAAACUAUUUACAUCUAUAGGAAAGCAAUGUUAACAAUGAUUUCGAUUCUGUACUAUUAUUACCUUGCUACCAAUCAACUACAAUAUAAAUCUAAUGCAGACUUACUAAUUGUUGCUGUUUAAUUAUUCCUCAGAUUUAAUUUAUAUCAUAUUCUGUUUUAAUGGUGUUUGUAAUAGAUAUGCUCACUUGCAAUUAACCUAUUAGAAAGCUCAUUGGAUUCCCGGUCUGUUACUGUUUUAAAUGUCACUUGGUACAAAUUGACAUUUGUUUACAAAUUGAAGAAUCGUCCAAGUAGACACUCAGCUUGUCAUUGUGUUGGAUGUGUCGUGUCUAAAUGUGACACAAACAAAAUGACGAGCUUUGUUAAAUGUUUUAUUUGUUAGAGAUAAUCCAGUAGUUACACUCAUAGGGAAAAAUCCUAUAGUUUUUCUUCCCACACACAACACAGUAUUUAAACUUAAAAAGGCCCUAAUCUAUUUGAGAUAUUGGGCCCUUUGGGGUUCCUUUUAUAAAGUUUAGAUAGUAUAUAUCAUUGCAAAAUAUUUCUUGGGGGCCCUAAGCUAUAGCUUGUGUUGCCUAUAGAUAAAUCUGGCCCAGUUCAGACACUAUGUAAUAGUGUCUCCCUGAAUGGAAGGAUGGGGCACCAAUGAUAAAUCUUUCACCAUUUCUCGCCAUCUGUCUCAUUUCUCUGUUCUAAUGCUUGAUGAAGUUAUCUUUUUAAAUUCAUAUUUAUUGUGUCAGUCUUACGCUUUUUUCCAUAGUCAUUUUUUUUCUUUCCAUACAAGUUUCCGAAUUUAGGGAAACAAUAAAAUCACAGAAUUUUAAAUUCAAGAUUUUUAUAUCGAAGAACUACUGUAUACCAUCAUAUUAAAAAGAAAAAAUAGAAAAGCUGGGAUAAAGCUGCUUGAUAAAAACCUUGUCUACAAACUAGAUGAAAUCAUUGCUUUGAAUUUACAAUUAAAACUUCAAGAUUAAUUAGGUGUCACUCUAGUUGAAAUGGAGAGUCAAGAUUGGUUUACGGCUUUACACGAGGGAGACCUCCAGGUAGUGAAUGAAUUGAUGUUAGCCGGAGCUGAUGUAAAUGAGAAAUCAAAGGACGGAUCGACGUCACUUAUGGUAGCCUCAUUUAACGGCUACUGGGACAUUGUAGAACUGCUCGCUCAGCACGGAGCAGACGUGAACGAGAGGAACAACGAAGGGAACACAGCUUUAAUGAUGGCGGCAGAAAACGGCUUUGCAGAAAUUGUCCAGAUGUUGAUGUUGUACGGAGCUGAUGCUGAUGUGAAAAGGAACGAUGGAUGGAAUGCCUUGAUGAUUGCAUCAGUAAACGGAAAUACCGAAGUGGCCGAGGCGUUGCUUAACCCUGGAAAUCGUUCACAAUACAUUGAGUAUGGCAAGAACGGCUUUGAAGAAAAGGAUGACAUCUAUUUGACACUUAGAGCCGACGUCAACUUAAAGAGGUACGACGGCUUGACACCAUUAAUGAUAAGCUCUCAAAAUGGAAACACUGAAAUGAUAGAUCUGUUGAUCAAAUAUGGUGCAAGGCUUAACGACAUUAAUCACGACAAAUCCACAUCUCUAAUGUUGGCAGCACAAUCUGGAAGCGCUGAGAGUGUUGGAAAACUCUUGCAGUACGGUAGCAACCCACAUGUUUCAAACAGCCACGGAACAACGGCUUUAAUAAUAGCAACUAUUCAAGGUUGCUGUCAUGUGGUUGAAAUUCUGAUAAAAUAUAAAGUAGCCGUAGAUGCAAAAGACAUUAGUCAAUGGACAGCUUUGUUUUACGCCAUUCGGUAUAGAUAUUCCGAGAUUGUCAACCUUCUAUUACUGGCUGGCGCAAAUGUUAAUGAAAUAGGCACUGAUGGAUCGACCCCAUUAAGUUUGUCUUUGGAGUUUGGCAAUGUAGAGAUCGUUAAAAUGCUAUCCCCUUAUGCAUCAUCACGAGAAUGGAUGUUAAAACAGUCUUUGAUACCUGCUUGUCGAGCUAGUAACCUAGAAGUAGUGACCCACCUCUUGCAAUCGGGCGCUGAUGUAAAUGAAAUGAAUAGUGAAUCGGAAACAGCUUUAAUGAUCACAUCACAAAGGAACUAUGUGGAGAUUGUCAGAGAGCUUUUGAACUUUGAAGCAGACAUUAACUGUACUCAUUUAAGUACUAGAAAUACGGUCUUGAUGAUGGCGUCUGAAAAAGGUCAUUCUGAAACUAUUGAUGUACUUUUAGAUUAUGGAGCUGGUAUAAACGACGUUAAUAUAUUUGGUUUGUCUCCUCUGAUGUUUGCGUGUCUGAACGGGCAUGAUGGAGCAGUAGAAAAACUUUUAAACCGAGGUGCCAAAAUCAAUGAUGUGUGCUCUAAAAAUAAAACAGCCCUAAUGAUGGCUUCAGAAAAAGGCUUCACUUCUAUUGUCGAACUACUUAUAUUGCGCAACGCUCUGUUAGAUGUUAGCUGUAAAGAUGGCAGCUGCGCAUUGAUAUUAUCAGCAGACAAUGGACACAGUGAGACAGUAAAAUUACUUUUGGACAAAGGGGCGGCAAAAGAUAAGAGCGCGGCAUUGAUCAAGGCAGCUUUGAAGAACCAUCACUUGACGGUUAAAGUUCUGCUCGAUGCUGGAGCUAGAGUGGACCAUGUUGAUAACACUGGAUGGACAGCAAUGAUGUACGCUAGCAAAUUUGGACAUUAUUCGACUUUUGAGGUUCUAAUCACACACAAAAGCACAAUUAAUAAUUUGUGCUAUAAAGAGAUAGAAAGAGUUAUAGACAUCGCCUUGAAAUACAGACGUUACGACAUACACUACUUACUAAUCAGUACGUAUAAUAUCAAAAGUCGACCUAGUUUAAAAAAUUCAACGUCGCCUAGUAACAAACGUGGUCACGUGGACCCUAGAAGCGGAAGUGGUUCCAGAGUGAAUGGCGAUGUAACAAAGCGAACGAAGGCGACCCGAGAUGCUCCACGGGACGGCACGAACUUGAUGCUUCAGUUGGAAUCGCCAGACAACUCCAAUACGCCUUCAACAUCAUCUGGCAGACGUGUACUUCACGCUUUAGGAGAUGAUAUAUGGAGCGAUAGCUGUAAUAUCCUCCCGGUCAGUGGACAGAUUCAAGUGGAAUCAACCGCUAGUCCACAAGUAACAGUAAUUCAUUAUGUGAAUAUAGAAAAGUGUGAAAGCGUACGUGUGGGCGAGGCUGACAAUGUCAACAUGACCCAUUCUGUGAAUACCAUCGUUGGAAAUGGAAAUAUUAAUGUCAAAAGACGUUAAAACUAUGAAGAUCUGAAAUCACAUUUGUGAGAUCUACAUAUACAUGUCAUUCAAAUUAUUCAAAUUAAUGUAGUUUUUGUUUUUAAAAAAAGCUUUUCGCUUUUGUUAUAAGCUCUUGUUGGAUGAAUCUGAUCACAAUUGAUCUACAUGUGUAUAUAUGCAUAGGCCUAUAUGUAUAUGCAGUAUAUGCAUAUGUGUAUAUGUAUAUGUCCAGAUGUUAACAGUUGUUGAAAAAAAUAUAACUUAUGGUUUAUUUCAAUAAUGUCAAUGUGAAUUUGUUAUUCAAUACAUUUUUAUUGAGCUUUUGUAUCACUAGUAAGACAACGUAUGCCAAAGGCAGUUUUUUUUUUUUUUUUUUUUGUGAGCUAAAAGGUGGUCGACGUAACAGAAGUGCCCCACGGAAACGCUUUAAGGACCAGCUUAAGCGCCAAUUUGCCGUAGCUGAAUUAGAGCACCUGGAUGCAUGCGGCCUCAAAACAAAACCUCAUAUCACUUGAUAGUUGGAGGUCACUCACGAAGGCCGCGGGAUAUACAUUUGAGAUCAAAUGAAAUUCCGCUGCCGAGGACAGACGCAGACGGCGAAAAGAAAAUCUUAAUCGGCCACCGGUGGACAAUGGUUAUGCUUGCCCUGGAAGGGGCAAAAUAUGUAGGUCACAGCUGGGGCUAAGUAGCCACGGAAAAUACUGCAUUCCUCGUUUAUCUUCGGACUCGAGGACAAGCGUUGUUAUUAUAAUUAUCAGUGCGUGGGAAUAUUGUGAGUGUGGUUUCAUGAAAUUUUUAGAAUUCAAAAUCCCAGAAUUGACCUUUAUAAAGCGUUGGUUCGAAAGCCAUACGUUUUUCCACUCGGCCACCAUGCUCUGCAUAGAACUCUUAUAUUUAUAUUCAUUAUAUAUAUAUUUUGAUUAUUAAAAAUAAACGUUUCUUUUUCUAUA